This is a messenger RNA of Saccostrea cuccullata (small rock oyster), 2871 nucleotides long. RefSeq lists its product as uncharacterized. The transcript is spliced from 13 exons. Lineage: Eukaryota; Metazoa; Mollusca; Bivalvia; Ostreida; Ostreidae. Gene Ontology annotation, biological process: signal transduction. The record is from RefSeq and is a predicted model, not a curated record.
AACAAAAGCGUCUUUGACAACACUAUGUAAUGUAGAAACACGUGAAAGAUUUAACGUUGACAGGAUGUCAAAACAACCCAUAACAAUACAAGAUUCCAUCACGGUGGAGACAACCUUCGGGGAACACGUCAUAGAGCUGUGUUAUGGCGACAUUACAGAACUUCCGGUGGAGGAGAAGAUGGACAUCGUCAUGGUUUCCGCUUUUAUUGGCGACUAUUCCCCGGUGCAUAGAACUUUAAUAGGAGCACUCCAUCACAAUCUGGAUAUAUCCGUGCGUGAACUGGCCAGAGACAAAGACAUGGACCUCCGUGUUCACUACUCGUGCUGGAUUUCCAAACCUUUACCCACGGGCAAACCAUUUGGUCGGGUGUUGUGUUUUGAAAAAACCAGGGGUAGCAGUGAUGAUUCACUCACUCGACAAAUCAGAGACAUGUUCAAAGUUUUGGUCCCGGUCCUAAAAAACCAGAGCACGACAAUCAUUACACCUCUUCUUGCGACAGGAUGCCAGCGCUCAGACAAGAAUAUAGUACUAGAUGCGACAGUUCAGGGGGCCAUCAGUUGGAUCCAGGCGGGACUUCCACUGAAAAAGUUAAAAAUAAUCGUGUUUGGCGGGAAAGAUGAUGGUCUCAACAAGUGUUUCUCUAGUUUAAAAGAAAAACAUUUGAAGGCGAAUAGAAAACAGAAGAAGAAUAAUCCUUCUUAUGAUAUAUUUCUUGUUUACCAACCAAGUGAUAUUCCUUUGGUGAAAACCUUGUCCAAGAAUCUUAGCAACCGGAAUAAAGAUUUAAAUAUAUACUCUAACGCCACAAAGUUUAAUGAAAAAGAAGUAUGGCAGCAAGGAAUCUUUGAUCUUAUGAUGGGAAGUAAAAGAAUUGUCCCAGUACUGACCUGUAAUUUCGUUCAGAGUGGAGAGUGUUUGGAGAUGUUCAAUAUGGCGAUCUGCUGUACACGUCGCCGUGGGAAGGAUUUUCUGGUCCCGUUGUAUUUCGAGACAAUUCAGAUUAUUCCAGUCAGCAUUAGUCUGGUUCAGUUUCUCGAUUGCAGGGUGCGAAAAGAGGGUGAUACCGCUGAAGGGAAAAUGGAGGCCGCAUGUGUUCAACUUAUGUUAACAGAGCCAAAAGAGGAGGAAAAGGACGAUAGCAAGAAAGAAGACCAAUUCAAGGAUGACGUCUUCAUUUCAUACGCCCACAAAAAUCCCACUGAAGCGCAUUCAUUACUUGAGGAAUUUGAAAAACAGUUUCCAGAACUUGAUGUUUUCUUUGAUAGACAGGAUCUACAAGUCGGUGGUUUGUGGCAGAAGAGUCUAUAUUACUCCCUGGACUCGGUGAAAUGUGUUAUCGCCCUUGUAUCACAGAGUUAUCUGUCGUCUGUGGUUUGUCAAGAAGAAUUCAAUAUCGCUUUGUAUCGAUGUCACAAAACGCCAGGGGAAGUUCUUCUCUUUCUCGUUUGCAUCGAGGAUCUGCUGUCUGUUCCUGAAGUCUACUGUGAACAUAAACUGAUAGACGGUCGAGGAAACCAGUACAAUAAACUGGUCCCAAAUCUUGUCAAGGAUGUAGCAGAUUGGGUUCUAGAAAAGAAAAGGCCAAAGUAUCUUCCUAAUAUAUCAACAAAGGUAACUCUAAUUAAUCACAACAGAACAUAAUUUUACCUUUAAUCUUUGUCAGAAAAUAGAAAAAAAGAAAUUUACGACAAUUACAACGUGAAAAUAAAUAGCAUCGAGAGAAAAGUUCCUUAUGAUAUGAAACCCCUAGACCAGUCAUUAUGUCACGUGGUGGUUAGUGUCAGUCAGAAUGACCUCAGCUUGGCCACAAGUUUGUUGUUUCAGCUUCAGAAAAUUAGUCCGGACAUCAAGAUAGUUCUUAUCAGCGAUAAUACAGGAAUGGACUUGAAGUGCUUACAGACAGCUCAAAAGAUUGUUGUUUUCAUAUCAAAACAGUACCUAGAGUCAAAGCAUCACUUGGAAGAACUUUUAAUUGCAAUCAUCCGCCAGCGGAGUGAUAAAGAGAGGAAGGUGUUAUACGUCUGUCAGACCACAAAAGUAGAGAAACCGGCCUUUGCAAAUUUAUUACCAGUAGAUGUGUGUUUGUGGGAUGAGUUUUGGGAGAAUAUGUUCGAAGAAUCAAGUAAAACAGUCAAGCUGGAUAUUAUGGAAUUGAGAGGGUCAUUCUCGUACAAAUCGCAAGACUUUGCAGCCAUGACCAAAUUAGCAGAUGACAUAUUGCUUGAAUUGGCAGGUCACACACAGUCUAAACCAUCACCAAUCAUUGCAAAAGCAAGGAAAGAAAACUCAGAUGUGAUGCUUGAAUUGCAGAAGUGCCUUUUAAAAUUGGAACUUCCCUCCAAGAAACAGGGGACAAAUUCAUCAAAUGCUGUUUCCAGAUCCCCAAAAGAAAGCAGCUUGUCUAAAGAAAGAACAGAAAAUGGCCCAGAACCUCCCACUUCAGAAGACAGCCAACCCAGUAAAUCGAAAGAAAAGACUAAUGACGAACCAAAAUCAGAAACUCCCACUUCACAAAGUAACCAACUAAACCAGUCAGGAUCAAAUUCUAGAUCUAAAAGUGCUCCGACAAACAAUGGAAACAAAUCUUCAUCAUGCAAUAUUCUCUAGACAUUAAAAUCAUGUCAAUUUCUCUCUCUCUCUCUCUCUCUCUCUCUCUCUCUCUGUGUGUGAUUCCUUUUAAUUUUUACAAUUUUUAUUAUUUUUGUCAUGAUUAAAACUUCAUAAAUAUGUUACAUGUAAUAACGAUAUGAUACAUGUGUAUGUAUGAAUGUUGAUUUUGAGAUGUAAUAAGAAGACAAUGAAAUGUAUUUUCCUGUGUUAAGUACAAUAUAUGGGCUAAAAGAAGCAUUUUGUAAAGUAACACGGGUACC